This is a messenger RNA of Colossoma macropomum (tambaqui), 1864 nucleotides long. RefSeq names its product SGT1 homolog, MIS12 kinetochore complex assembly cochaperone (gene sugt1). Gene Ontology annotation, biological process: protein stabilization. The record is from RefSeq and is a predicted model, not a curated record. Bases 122 to 1102 code for a protein of 326 amino acids. NCBI's taxonomy places the organism in Eukaryota, Metazoa, Chordata, Actinopteri, Characiformes, Serrasalmidae. Gene Ontology annotation, molecular function: protein-folding chaperone binding. The transcript has 13 exons.
GAUCUCCCGCGGUACGAGUUUGACAGUGUUCAUGUUUACAUGGCGGAAGGCGGUAGAGGCCCUUUAGUUUCAGUUUUCAGAGAGAACUUUCUAGACGUUCAGUCACGGAAAGAGCGCAAUCAUGGCGAGCGACAGGAGUUUUACUGACAGUUUCAUAGAUGAGGACCCGAAACGAGCUCUUGAGGAGCUGAAUGUGGCUUUAGGAGAGACAGCGGACAAUGCAGAAUGGCUCUGUCAGCGAGCUUACGCACACAUCCUGCUCCAGGACUACGACAGAGCAGCUGAUGAUGCUAAGAAAGCACAGCAGCUUCAGCCUGGUAUGGCUGUUGCCUUCUUGAGAACAGGAAUUGCAGAAUAUCAUCUUAAUAACAUCAGCGCUGCACACCAGGCCUUUACGACAGGAAAGGAACUAGAUGAUUCCAAUGAAGCCUUUCAAACGUGGAUCAAGCUUUGUGAAGAAAGAAUGGCGACACAAAGCCAAAACGGAACCUCAAAUGUGGAGCAAACUGCAACCCCGCCUGUCAAACAUGACUGGUACCAGACAGAAUCUCAAGUCACUAUUACCAUAAUGGUAAAGAAUGCAAAGAAGGAGGAUGUCACCGUCACCUUUGAAGAAAAAGAGUUGAGAGCAGACGUGAAGCUUCCAUCUGGAGAGGAUUACUGCCUACAUAUCCACCUUCUACACCCUGUGGUUCCAGAGCAGAGCACUUAUAGGAUCCUUUCCACUAAGGUCGAGAUUAAGAUGAAGAAGACGGAAGCCAUCCGGUGGGAGAAGCUGGAAGGAGAAGGCACCCUUUCCAACAUGAAGCACUUCGCUCCCUCUCCGAACCAGUACCCGUCAUCCUCCCACUACACCCGCAAGUGGGACAAGUUGGUGGGCGAUAUUAAGGAGGAAGAGAAGAAUGAGAAUCUAGAGGGAGACGCGGCACUGAACAAGCUGUUCCAGCAGAUCUACUCAGACGGCUCGGAUGAGGUCAAGCGGGCCAUGAACAAGUCUUUCAUGGAAUCUGGAGGCACUGUUCUCAGUACUAACUGGUCAGAUGUUGGCAGACGGAAAGUAGACGUGAAUCCCCCCGACGAUAUGGAAUGGAAGCAAUAUUAAUGGAAAGCUAAACAACACCAUCGACUGCUACAACAUGGCCCUGUCUUUCCCUUCACUCUGUCCUUUCUUGUUCACGUUUGGCCAGUCUCUCAGACACAAGUAUACACUUGGAUUAAUGAAACAGUUAUAGUUUCCAUGGGCAGUUGUUUGUUACUAAUUAGGCCUUGUCUCUCAAUGAGAGUGAAUUAUGAAAUGGAACAUUACAAUUGGCUCUGAAAGCUACUCUUUAUCUAUGUCUGAGAACCUGCCCCUAAAUGUUUCAGAAGCACCACUCCUGCUCUCAUGAAUGCUUUUUGUUGCCAUGUUUCAACAGUCUACAGCAGUGGUCAUGACCCUGGUCUUGGAGAUCCAUCUUCCUGCAGAGUCUAAUUGCAACCACAACCUUCUCCAGAUAAAGAACUUCCUGUUAAGUUACCUGGAUCAGAUACAUUUGUAUCAGUUAAGAUGGCUUGUUAGAUGCAGGUUGGAACAAAACUCUGCAGGAAAGUAGAUCUCCAUGUCUGCAAUGUGGAGACUGGUUGAAUUCUUUUUGAACAUCUCGUACAUUUAAAAAAAAAAAAAAUCCUUAUUGAACAGUUUUUAUUUUGGUCAUUAUUCAGUCUUCUGUUCGGUGGUGGAGAGAUACAACAUGCUAUGUUUUCACUUCUCAAGCACCUGUGCCUCAAGAUACAUUUUAGCCAUUUUUAUGAUGUAUUUGAGGGGUCAUGCUUUCCUGAACAUGAUUAUGGACGCACUGUAAAUAAAUUUUUCUUGGUCUCGAAA